UCACUAUUCUUUUCAUUGCCUUUUAGUUCACACACUCUUUUGCAUCUAUUUUUUUCACAACAAAGCUUUGAUCUUUAUAGUUUAUUCUCUCUCUUAACUCUUUCCUAAUUUUCUGCUGAAAUUAGGGUUUUGAAAUGUGGAUUGACAAUGUCACAAUCUGAAGAAGCCCCGAUCUCCGAAACGACUGCUCUAGCCGAUUCCGCCCUUAACGUUGUAGGGCAUAACUCUCCCGAUCCCGAUCCGACUCCGAAUCCCGACGAGUCGCUGAUGCUGUCUGAUCUUAAUAAGAAGGCUGAGGAAUCCGGGCAUGACGAGAGCAGUCUCGAAGAGCAGUUGCAGGACCUUGAUUUGAAGAAGGACGAAGAGGAAGAGGAGGAGGCUGCUGAGACGAAAGACGAUGGAGAGAGAAAAAGCGACAAUGGUUACGACGAUGCUUCUUCUGGCGCUGCCGGAGAAGAAGAAGAUGAGGAGGAUAAAAACGAGGGCGAGAAUGAUGGUGAAAACGUGAAGAGGUAUGAAGCAGUGAGGUCGCUUUAUCCGGUGAGACCAGACGCAGAGGAUUGCGCAUAUUAUAUGAAAACUGGACUUUGUAAAUUUGGGUCUAAUUGCAAGUUUAAUCAUCCUUUUCAAAGGAAGAAUCAGUAUGUUCAGGAAAAAUUCCAGGAAAAUGAUCAACCAAGCCAGACAGAAUGCAAGUAUUACCUAAGAACUGGUGGAUGUAAGUUUGGUAAGGCAUGUAGAUACAAUCACUCAAGGGCUAAAUCUUCAGCGGCUCCAAUUUUAGAACUUAACUUUCUGGGACUCCCUAUCCGACAGGGAGAGAGAGAGUGCCCCUAUUACAUGCGUAAUGGGUCCUGCAAAUAUGGAAUCAACUGCAGGUUCAAUCAUCCUGAUCCUACCACUGCUGGAGGAUGUGACCCACCUGCAGCAUAUGGUAAUGGUGGAUCUGUUUCAUCGCAAGCUGCUUCACAAGUGAAUAUGGCAUCCUGGUCCUCACCAAGGGUAUUGAAUGAGACUCCUACUGCUCCCUAUAUGCCAAUUAUGUUCCCGCCGCCAACUCAAGCUGUUCCACCUCCAAAUCCAGAAUGGAAUGGGUAUCAGGCCCCUGUUUAUCCCACACCUGGAAGGAGUUUGCAUCCAUCCCCAGCAUAUGUCAUGAGCAACCCCUCAACCGAAACCAUUGUCUAUAAUCAACAUCAUCCACAGAUGGUGGUUGAUGAAUUCCCAGUGCGGCCUGGCCAACCCGAGUGCACUUACUUCCUGAAAACUGGGGACUGUAAGUUUAAAUCUAAUUGCAAAUAUCAUCAUCCAAAAGAUCGAUCUGCAAAGCCGGCUCCAUGUGCUCUCAGCGACAAGGGCUUGCCACUGAGACCUGAUCAAAGCAUCUGCUCACACUACAGUCGGUACGGCAUUUGCAAGUUCGGACCAGCCUGUAAAUUUGACCAUUCAAUGCAGGCAGCUCCAACAACGGAAUCUGAACUAGAUCAGCCUCCACCAUUCAGUCAUUCUGCACCAUUAGAGCAAACCCGAAUGGCCAGAAGUAACGGUACUGAUACCGCAGUUCAACAGCCCGUGUAAAAUUAUUUUUCAGUCUAAAUUUUCGUUUUCCGAACUUGAAAACUCUGUUCAACUUAACUUUCACUUGUUCCGUUGGCACAAGCUUUUUUACGGGAUGGCAUUAUACACACAUAUAUGAUGGGUUGUGCUGGUAGUGCUACAAUGCUCAAAUUGCAAUCAGGGUAUGUAAAUUAUCUCAGUUUCACGUCGUUAGGAACUAAUAC
Molecule: messenger RNA, 1781 nt
Organism: Hibiscus syriacus
Lineage: Eukaryota; Viridiplantae; Streptophyta; Magnoliopsida; Malvales; Malvaceae
Product: zinc finger CCCH domain-containing protein 67-like
Exons: 6
Coding region: 148-1578 (476 amino acids)
Molecular function (GO): metal ion binding; mRNA binding
Source: RefSeq, a predicted model, not a curated record